Molecule: messenger RNA, 1451 nt
Organism: Molossus molossus (Pallas's mastiff bat)
Lineage: Eukaryota; Metazoa; Chordata; Mammalia; Chiroptera; Molossidae
Gene: PSTK
Product: phosphoseryl-tRNA kinase
Exons: 6
Coding region: 1-1095 (364 amino acids)
Molecular function (GO): tRNA binding; kinase activity
Source: RefSeq, a predicted model, not a curated record
AUGAAGAGCGGCAGGGACGCCGCGGGCGCGCGCGGCGAGGGGCCGCGGAGGCGAGGGCUGUGCGUCCUGUGCGUCCUGUGCGGCCUACCCGCCGCAGGGAAGUCGACCUUCGCGCGGGCGCUCAGCCACCGGCUGCGACAGGAGCGCGGCUGGGCCGUCGGCGUCGUCGCCUACGAUGACGUCAUGCCGGACGUGUUCCCGCAGGAGGCGAGCGCGCGGCCAUUGCCAUCCCAGUGGAAGCUGCUUCGACAGGAGCUGUUGAAGUACUUGGAAUACUUCUUGGUGGCUGUCAUUAAUGGGUGUCAGAUGUGUGCCCCACCCAACAGGACUGAAGCCAUGUGGGAAGAUUUUACCACCUGCUUAAAGCAUCAGGGCCUGCUUUCUUCGGCAGCGCGGGAGGGCCAGUCUGGCUACCUCUUGACAGAGACCGUUGUUUCUGGACCUUUGAUUUUGAUUUUAGAUGACAACUUUUAUUAUCAAAGUAUGAGAUAUGAAGUCUACCAACUGGCUCGGAAAUAUUCAUUAGGCUUUUGCCAGCUCUUUUUAGACUGUUCUCUCGAGACCUGCUUACAGAGGAAUGGCCAGAGACCACGGGCACUGCCUGCCGAGACCAUCCACGCGAUGGGAAGGAAGGUGGAAGAGCCGCACCCUGGGAAAAACGCGUGGGAACACAACAGCCUCACGAUCCGGGGGUCAGCAGGUCCCUCUGAGACCAGCCCGGAGGUGACUGAUUUACUGCUCACUGCUCUGGAGAAUCCAGUGAAACAUGUUGAGGACGAUGCGGAACAAAAGGAAACAGACAGAUUUAUUUGUUCAACUAACGUUCUUCAUCAAGCUGAUCAGAUGCUGCGAAGAGUUGUCUCUCAGACCAUGAAGGAAGCAAAAGAUGAACAAGUGCUUCCUUGCAGCCUGAAGCUUCUAGCAGAAGACCUUAACAAGCUCAAAGCGGAGUUUCUGGAAGACCUGAGACAAGGAAACAGAAAAUACCUGUGCUCUCCACAAACCAUGGACACAGCAGACGUUCUUUCUUUCUUUCAUUAUGAGAAAGAGAGCAUUGUGCGGAAGUAUUUUUCAAAGCAGCGUUCAGACUUCUGAAUUUCUGACCAAAUGUCUGCUUUUGGUUACGAUUUUGCAAACCGACUGCAGCAGUUUUGUACGACUGGGUGUUUCCUAGGCCAGUGAGGUGACAGGCCCAAGAUGAUUCCUCAUAAAAAUCAGGCAUUCUGAAAGAUCCAUGUGUCUUUGCUUUAGCUUAGAAAAGGGGGACACCUGUAAUACUUCCAACAAUAAAAAGUAAAUAAAAGAUCUGUUUGUUGCUCUCGUCAAGUGUGACCCAGAUAAUCAAGCGCCAGAGCCUGCAGGGCUGGGGGGUGGAGGCAGAGCCAGAUGUGUGGAUCUUACAUGAAGCGAAGAAACUAGAAAGGGGACGGAAUGUGGAUGUGUGGAGCUGU